Molecule: messenger RNA, 1908 nt
Organism: Oryza brachyantha (malo sina)
Lineage: Eukaryota; Viridiplantae; Streptophyta; Magnoliopsida; Poales; Poaceae
Product: probable LRR receptor-like serine/threonine-protein kinase At1g67720
Exons: 9
Coding region: 75-1682 (535 amino acids)
Molecular function (GO): protein binding
Source: RefSeq, a predicted model, not a curated record
AAAUUCAGAGGGAAACAAAAAAGGAUUCAAUUUCUGAAGAAACUGUCGCCGGCCCAAGCUAAACAAAGCAGAAAAUGCAGAAGUCUCAACUGUCAAGCCGGCAACGAGCCAACGACUAUCUCGUUGUGGUUGCACACCUGCACCUUCCGAUGAUCCCCUUCUCCCUCCUCGCCGUCGUCCUCGUCUGCGGCAUCGCCGGUGCCGAUGGCCUUGCAGGGUGCCAGAUAAGUUGCGGCGCGACGUCGGAGAAGGUGGUCGGCGACGUGACAUGGGUCCCCGAUGCCGGCCGGUUCGUCGGCGUCGGCAACGCCACCGAUCUGAAGUCACCGGGCGUGCUGCCGGUGCUCUCCUCGCUCCGGUACUUCCCGGACACGUCGGCGAGGAAGUAUUGCUACGUGGUGCCCGCCGAGAGGAAGAGGAAGUACCUCGUCCGCACGACGUACUUCUACGGCGGGUUCGACGGCGGCGGUGCGCCGCCGGUGUUCGACCAGAUCAUCGACGGGACGCGGUGGAGCGAGGUGGACACGGCCGGCGACUACGCCAGGGGCCUCGCGACGUACUACGAGGCCGUGGUGCUCGCCGCCGGCAAGGAGGUCAGCGUGUGCCUGGCCAGGAACGCCGCCACCAAGUCCAGCCCCUUCAUCUCCGCGCUCGAGGUGUCGCCAUUGGAGGACUCGGUGUACAACUCCACCGACUUCGAGUCCUACGCCCUCAGCACCAUCGCGCGCCACAGCUUCGGCCAUGACGGCUCAGCCGCCGUCAGCUAUCCACCGGGUGAUCGUCUCAACCGGUUCUGGGAGGCGCACAGCGACGGGAUGCCGGUGGUGGAGAGCCAGGCGAGCGUGUCGCCGGCGGCGUUCUGGAACAAGCCACCGGAGGAGGUGUUCCGCCGAGGCGUCACGGCGGCCGGACGCGGCGAGAGCCUGGAGCUCCAGUGGCCGCCGGCGCCGCUCCCCGCUGCGAGCUACUACCUGGCACUCUACUUCCAGGACAGCCGCGCGCCGGGCCCGCUCAGCUGGAGAGUCUUCGACGUCGCCGUCAACGGCCAGACCUUCUUCGCCGGCCUGAACGUCUCGACGGCGGGGUCGAUGCUCUACGGCGACAGGUGGCCGCUCUCCGGGCGGACAAAGAUCACGCUGACACCUGCGCCGGGUUCGCCGGUCGGACCGGUGAUCAACGCCGCCGAGCUGAUGAUGGUUGUUCCGCUCGGAGGGAGGACACAUCCCAGAGAUGUGAUCGGCAUGGAGGCGCUAGCUAGAGGUUUCGACAGCACGCCGCCUGACUGGGCCGGCGAUCCAUGCUUGCCUCAGGGGAACUCAUGGACUGGCGUCACCUGCACCCAAGGGCCGCUUGCUCGAGUGGUUGCUCUGAAUCUCACUAAUUUUAGUGUUGGAGGAUCAAUAUCUGACGGCAUUGCCAACCUGACUGCAGUCUCAAGCAUUUGGCUUGUGGGGAACAAUCUGACCGGAGCAAUUCCAGAUAUGAGCCUCCUACAUCAUUUGGUUUCUCUGCAUCUGGAGAACAACCGACUGACAGGGGUGAUUCCUCCAUCGCUAGGAAAUCUGCCAAGGCUUCGUGAACUGUUUGUGCAGAACAAUACAUUGCAAGGGAUGAUUCCAAGCAACCUCAAGAACAGGACAGACAUUAUGUUCCAAUAUGCACCCGGGAAUAACCUUAGCUAACAGAUUCACCAACUAGAAGCUUGGUCAGGUUCAGAUCAAUCCGGUGUUCACAAGAUAAAGAAAGAGUUAUGAACAUUCGAUGACAUGCUUGCAUACAUACAACAGAAUAGUAAUCAUAUACCAAUGUUUUAUCUAUUCUUUUGGUUCUUUUGGAUUUUGAUAGUGUCCGUUUUUGCUCCAAGUUUCUUUUCUUUUUGAAAAAAAAGGUCCUCCUGAAUGUACUUAA